AUUAAAAGCAAAACUCUGAAAUUAAUUUGAACAACUUAAUAAUUUUUGUCAUAUUAAUUAUAUUCGUGAGAUACAUAUUAUUUAAUGUUGUACUAGCAUUCAUCAACAAUUUGAAAAAAACCAUUAUCAAAAACGUUCAAAAUGUCUUCAGAGGAAAAUUCAAAUUCUGCAUUCGAUGCUUUAAAUACUGAAAGGUAUCCUAAAUCUGAUUUCAAAAUGAAAAAACAUAAAAAAAAUAAGAAGCACAAAAAAGGUUCCAGAAUGGAAAGCGAAGUAAUGGAUAAUCAUACUGAUUAUAAUAGACCUGGUCAUAAGAAACACAAAAAAAAUAAAAAGAAAACUAAAGAAAUUGAUUCCAGUAAGGAGAAAGUUGAUAAAUCUUAUUUAAAAAAGCAUGAACCGAAACCAAUGACAAUUGGAGAUAAAUUUAGUGAAAUAAUGAAAAAAUCAUCAACAGAUAGUUCUUUAUUAACAUUAAUUGAAAAACAGAAUGGACAACCUCUAAUUAUUAAGAAACCAAAUGUUUCGACUGACCCUUGCAGUCUUGUUGAAGAAAUUACAAGGACAUUAAAAGCGAAAGUUCUCCCUACAAUGGAAGUUGUUUCAUCUGGAUCUGAAAGCCCAGUAAUUCCACCUGACAUAAACAGUCCUGCUGUUUCCAUUAUAGAAGAUGAUCUUAACUUAGAAGAAUUAAUGCGGCAAAAAGCACUUCUGCAAGCUAGUUUAGGUGCUUAUAUGUCAGAAUCAGAAGGAGAAGAUAAUAAAGACGAUCAAAACAAAGAGAAAGACACGAGCCAACUUUUUAAUAAAAAUGAGAAUGAUGUUUUAGACGUUUUACCACAUAAGAUUGAAUUACCAAAAACUUUAGUUCUAAACAACACCAAAACUAAAGAUAAACCUGAUGUAAUUUCUUUAGAUGGCUCCAGCGACGACAAUCGUACUCCUAUUACAAAUAUUGAAGAAAAAUCAAUCAAAGAAAAAAUUGUUAAAAAAAGAGAAAAACGAGAAAAGUAUAACAAAAAGGAAAAUGAAGAAAAGUUAUCGAAAACAGAGAAGGCAAAAGAUAAGUUAAUUCACGAAAGAGAUCGAGAAAGAGAAAAGGAAAAAGAGAAGCAUAGGGAUUAUGAUUACGAAAGACAAACUAAUUAUCGUAACAGUUAUAACAGUAAUUAUUAUAGACGUGAAAGUGAUUAUAGAAACAAAGAAGAUAAUCGUGCAGAAGAUAGAAGAGAAAGCUUACGUCGGAAUGAAAGCUAUGAUCGCAGGCGUAGCCGCUACGACAAAGGAGAUAAGGGAGAAAAUGAUCGAUAUAGAGAACGUGAUAGGCGUGUACGUGAUCGAAGUCAUAGCAGAAGUAAACAAGAAUCAGACAUGCGACGAGAGAGAGAACGUCGUGACCGCGAACGCGAUCGAAAUAGGCGCGACCGGUCGAGUAGAGAACGUGGAAGACGAACGGAAAGAGAUAAAUACAAAGAUUCUUUAAGUGAAGGUCAAAAAGUAGAGCCUGAAGCUUCAAGUAGUGAAAAUUCAGUAAUUGAUGUGGAUUUAGAUAUUCAGAGUGACACCGAUGAUGAAGAGAAAAUUAUUGAAUUGCGAAGAAAGCGGAGGGAAGAGCUCUUAAAGAAACUAGGUACUGGAGCAGAAAUCUCUUCUGACACUAAUAAUUAUUUCAUGGAAAAGUCGGAAGUCCACCAGGAAGAGUCUUUAACUCCCCCACCGCCGAAAAAGGUUAAACCAGAUGACGUUUUAAAAAAGAACAAAGAACAUAGUAAUAGCGAUAAUAGAAAUAUUUCAGAAUCUGAAACAAACACGAAACAAGAAGAUAAAAAUAACAAAAUAAGCUCGAAGAAGAAUGAAUGGGAUAUGUUUGCAGAUCAAGAUGUCGAUUCGAAUUUCGAUUCUCCGAACACCAUAAUUUCUACAAAAAAUCAAAUUGAAAAUCCAGCCCUAACAGACAAUUGGGAUGAUGCUGAAGGAUACUAUCGAGUUCGUAUAAGUGAAAUCUUGGAUAACAGAUAUACUGUGUAUGGGUACACAGGCCAAGGUGUAUUUAGUAACGUUGUUCGAGCUAGAGAUCAAGCAAGAGGAAAUGCAAACGUUGCAGUAAAAAUUAUACGAAACAAUGAAAUAAUGCAUAAAACAGGUCUUCGAGAGUUGGAAAUUUUGAAAAAAUUAAACGACGCAGAUCCAGAAGACCGUUUUCAUUGCUUACGUUUGUAUCGUCAUUUCUUUCAUAAACAACAUUUGUGCAUGGUUUUCGAACCAUUGGCUAUGAAUUUAAGAGAAGUAUUAAAAAAAUAUGGUAAAAAUGUUGGAUUGCAUAUAAAAGCAGUUCGAAGCUAUACUCAGCAAUUGUUAUUGGCCCUAAAAUUGCUUAAAAAAACUGGUAUUUUGCAUGCCGAUAUAAAACCUGACAAUAUUCUUGUAAAUGAAAGUCACUUAAUAUUAAAAUUGUGUGAUUUUGGCUCAGCUUCUACUGUAAGCGAUAAUGAAAUUACGCCGUAUCUUGUAUCAAGAUUUUAUAGAGCUCCUGAAAUUAUACUUGGAAUGCAGUACGAUUAUGGAAUUGAUAUGUGGUCGGCGGGAUGCACGAUAUACGAAUUGUAUACUGGUAAAAUUCUUUUUAGUGGAAAAAGUAAUAAUCAAAUGUUAAAAUAUUUUAUGGAUUUAAAAGGCAAAAUACCAAAUAAGGUAAUAAGAAAGGGACAAUUUAGAGAUCAACAUUUUGACCAAAAUUGCAAUUUUCUUUAUCAUGAAAUUGACAAAAUCACAGAAAGAGAAAAAGUUGUUGUAAUCCCAGUAAUUAAGCAAAUUCGAAAUUUGCAACAGGAGCUUAUAGCAGAUCAAAAUUUACCAGAUGAUCAAUAUAGAAAAGUUACACAAUUGAAGGAUUUGUUGGAUGCUAUUUUCUGUUUAGAUCCUGCUAAGAGAGUUUCAUUAAAUCAAGCUUUAACACAUGCGUUUAUUUUAGAAAAAAUGUAAACUACAACUGGAUAAAUAUAUCAAUUUUAUGAUUGUAAUGGAAUGUUGCGCUUUCUAAGUCAGCAUUUUCUGGGAAAAAAUAUACAUAUAAACCAUAAGAUGCCAAAUUGUAAUUAAAGAGAUGAUGUCAGAUAAUGCCAACAAGGCUAUGUGCAAAUACGUAUAACUAAAUUCUCAAUUAAAAAAUAAAAAUUCUUCAAAAUAAGUGCAGAUCAUUUGUGCUUUGUUUGGCAAACAUUUUCAGUGAGAGAAAAUUUGAUGAAUGCAGUAUUAUAUUGCUUUAAAUACUUGAUGGUUGAUUGAAAGAAUCGUCUUUUUUGUUACAUCGUGUUCAACGUACAUUAUACAAAGAGUGAAGAAUAUGAGCUUAAUCAUUCCAUAUUGAGCAUUGAGUUCACAUGUAUGUAAAUAUUAUGCUGAAAUCGUAAGAGAAUAUAUUUUUUUAAUUAGAAUUUAAAGAUCAAAAACCCCCAAAAUUUAAUUUAUAUAUAGAACGUCAAUGAUUACUUUUUCGUCUAGUUUUAAAUCGCAUUGAAAUUAUUAACCAUUAGUAUCAAUUUAUAUAUGAAAUUCCCUAAAAACUCAAAUUCCAAAUUAAAAAAAAAAAAACACAAAGGAACUCAAUCAGUACAAUUAGCUUAAAACUAGCACUUUUAUUUUUGAAUCAAAUCAAAGUGAACGCCUGCAUCUGUUGAAAAAAAGAAGUUAUUCACUAUGAUAAAUUGUUUUUAUUUGUAAAACUUAAUUCGUAAAAUACCUUUGAGCUAAAAAAUUCGAGUUUUUAAAGUAAAAUAUUUCUUUUUAAAUAAUUUAAAUCAUUUACAAAUGAUU
Molecule: messenger RNA, 3813 nt
Organism: Condylostylus longicornis
Lineage: Eukaryota; Metazoa; Arthropoda; Insecta; Diptera; Dolichopodidae
Gene: Prp4k
Exons: 12
Coding region: 142-2982 (946 amino acids)
Biological process (GO): mRNA cis splicing, via spliceosome; peptidyl-serine phosphorylation; peptidyl-threonine phosphorylation
Molecular function (GO): ATP binding; protein serine/threonine kinase activity
Source: RefSeq, a predicted model, not a curated record